Messenger RNA from Topomyia yanbarensis, 6012 nucleotides. RefSeq lists its product as uncharacterized. NCBI's taxonomy places the organism in Eukaryota, Metazoa, Arthropoda, Insecta, Diptera, Culicidae. The transcript has a single exon. Gene Ontology annotation, molecular function: nucleic acid binding. The record is from RefSeq and is a predicted model, not a curated record. Gene Ontology annotation, biological process: DNA integration. The coding region runs from base 1 to 6012 and encodes 2003 amino acids.
AUGUCUGAGCAGCAUGGAACACCGAAUAACAGUAAUAGCUAUAGUUGUGUUGCGUGUCAAAGACCGGACUCCGACGAUAACCUUGUCGCUUGUGACAAAUGCUCUAACUGGUGGCAUUUCUCGUGUGCCGGCGUUACAGACUCCGUCAAAUUAGUUAAAUGGAUGUGCCGACAUUGCUUGCCAAAACCAGCCAAAUCAGUUUCCGUCGCCUCGUCAGUUUCUUCCCGAAGGGCUCGUCUUGAGCUAAACAUGAAGCGUCUGGAGGAACAAAGAGCGCUAGAUAAGAAACAAAUGGAGCUAGAGUUAGAGAAAAAAUAUCUGAAAGAGAAGUAUCAGCUGUUGGAGGAAACUUUGCAAGAAGAGGUCGAAACUCGAGGUGUUAGAUACCGGGUUGACGAGAUUGAGUCUCGUGCGAAGCAAACAUCGCAAUGGAUAGAGGAUCAAGCGGCAGUAGAAUCGGUUGGCAACAAACAAGAUGCUCCUGCAGUAGGAGUACCGAAUCUAGAAGAGGGUGUUUCCCUAGAUCCCCCGGCUCCAGUUUUUCAAAGCGGUACGGAAGAAGGAGCAGUAGGAGGAAUCGAUGGCGAGAUUAGAGAUCCGCAAAUGCCUCCUGAAAACAGUGCUUACAGAAGGCUCCAGCAAACGUUGCAAAAUUACGAGCAAGAUGGUCAACCAACCUUCCAGCAACUACAGCAGUUGCAAGAGCAGCUGCAACUGUGCCAGCUCCAACUGCUGCACCAAUCGACGCCUGUCUCUUCUCGAUUUCCAGGCGUUUCAAGGGGAGCCGUUCCCAAAUCGAAUCGCCACCAAAUCGCCACCGAGGAUCAUAUGCUACGUACGGCCAUACCUGAUUCCAUCCCGUUAGAGGCACCCGAUAGACGAGCCCCACACAAUCAAGUUCUGCUCCAGAAUUUAAAUCAGAUCGGAAACAUUGUUCCACCACGUCAUGGAAUUAAUGGACCAAUCCCUAUGACUAGUUCGUCGCUCGUCCGUCAAGGUCCAUCACCCGAGCAGCUUGCCGCCAGACAAGUUAUGCCCCGUGAUUUGCCAGAAUUCACCGGCGAUCCAGAGGAAUGGCCGAUGUUUCUGAGUAGCUACAAUAAUACGACGAAUGCUUGCGGAUACAACAAUGCUGAGAAUCUUUCCAGACUUCAGCGAUGCCUUAAAGGUUCUGCACUCAAGUCAGUCAGGUAUUACUUAAUGUCACCGGAAUCGGUUCCUGACGUUAUUAGAACGCUGGAAACGCUUUAUGGUCGGCCCGAAAUGAUAAUCAAUAAGCUCAUUAAGAACGUUCGUGAAACUCCACCACCGAAGUCGGAAAAGUUAGAAACGCUGAUUGAAUUUGGGAUGGCCAUUCGAAAUUUGACUCAGCACCUCAUUGUCGCUGGUCAACAAUCGCAUCUUGCCAACCCAAUUCUCUUGCAGGAAAUAGUGGACAAACUUCCAGCUGGCGUCAAGUUGCAAUGGGCUCAACACCUACAACACCACCCUGUUGCAUCUUUGCAAAUUUUCAGCCAGUUUAUGACUACUGUUGUGGAAGCAGUUAGCAAGGUAGUGGUGUACGUAGGUGAACCAAUGUCCAAAAGUGAAAAACCAAGAAGUCGUGAGAAAGGAUUUCUUCAUGCUCAUGCCGAGGUACGUGGAACCGGUGAAACACGAUACGUGCCGAAACGUUGCCCAGUGUGCGCUAAGGAUGAUCAUCGAGUGGCAGAUUGCGCCACGUUCAAAGGAAGCAGCGUGGAGAAUAGAUGGAAAAGCGUCACUUCCCUAAAACUGUGUCGAUGUUGCUUGAACUUCCAUGGCCGUCGAGCCUGUAGGAACACCAGCCGGUGCGGAGUCAAUGGAUGUGAAUUUCGUCACCAUCCAAUGUUGCAUACGUCACUCCCUCGGCAGGGAAAUACCAGCAAUAAUCGGUGCACUAACACAUCCAUCGAAAACCAUUCUCAUCAUCACUGUGGACAGUCGGUAUUGUUUCGGAUCAUUCCCGUUAUUCUUCACGGACCUACCAAAUCUAUUAAAGUGUUUGCCUUUCUUGAUGAGGGUUCUUCGGCGACUCUCAUCGAGCACGAACUUGCUGAGCAAUUAGGAGCGCAAGGACAAACUUCUCCAAUGUGUCUGACUUGGACGGCAAAUAUGUCUCGGUUGGAAUCCAAAUCGCAAGUAGUUUCAUUGGAUGUUUCUGGAAUAGGUCAGCAGAAUCGUUAUCAUCUUUCGAAUAUCAGAACUGUUGAAGCUCUAAACCUUCCUCGUCAGACUUUACGUUUUGAACAAUUGCAAAGGCACUUCUGUCACCUGGCGGGUCUUGCUGUUGAAAGCUAUGAGCAUGCAGACCCUCGUCUUUUGUUAGGACUUCACAACCUUCGGUUUGCAGUUCCGUUAGAGACGAGAGAAGGCGACUAUGGACCGAUAGCGACUAAAACACGUUUGGGUUGGUGUGUAUAUGGAAGUGUCGAUUCCCAACACGGACCCGAACACGUCAGUCUUCAUAUCUGCGAAUGCAACAAAAAUGAAAAUCUCGAGACAAUGAUGAGAGAGUACUUCAAUGCGGAUUACAUGGGAGUAGCACCGAGUGAACCACUGAUGUCUGAAGAGAACAAACGAGCUCAAAGGAUUCUUGAAAGCACAACGACUAGGAUUGGAAACCGAUUCCAAACCGGUUUAAUUUGGCGCUACGACGAAAUAAACCUACCGGACAGCUUCCCUAUGGCAGUACAACGGCUAAAAUGUCUGGAGCGACGAAUGCAGAAGGACGCAGUAUUGAGGGAUAAUCUUCAUCGUCAGAUCCGCGAGUAUCAAGAGAAGGGAUAUGCUCAUCAACUUACGAACGAAGAACAACUCACGGUCGAUGCUAAACGCGUGUGGUAUCUACCCAUCAGCGCAGUGACGAACCCCAACAAACCGGGAAAAGUGCGCCUCGUGUGGGAUGCUGCGGCCCAAGUGGCCGGAAUCUCAUUGAAUAGCCUUCUUCUACCGGGACCAGAUUUGUUAACCCCAUUGCCUCACGUGUUGUUCCGCUUCCGUCAAUAUCCAGUUGCUGUCUCUGGUGACAUCAAGGAAAUGUACCAUCAGAUUGGUAUCAUUCAAGCUGAUCGCCAUUCCCAGCGUUUUUUAUGGCGUGAUAAUCCUGACCAAUCUCCACAAAUCUUCGCGAUGGAUGUUGCAAUAUUUGGCGCUACUUGCUCGCCAUCAUCCGCGCAAUAUGUUAAAAAUUUAAAUGCAAAGGAGUUUGCGUCACAGUAUCCCGAGGCAGUGAACGACAUAGUAAAGUGUCACUAUGUGGACGAUUACCUGGGUAGCUAUGAGACGGUCGAAGAUGCGAAAAGAAUUGCUGAGGACGUGAAGGUGGUGCAUUCUAAAGGCGGAUUUGAGAUUCGAGAUUGGGCAUCGAAUAGUGAAGCUGUAUUGGAGCAUCUGGGCGGAGCAAAGGUGAAAGGUGUGAAGGAGUUGACUUCGACUGGAAACGCCAGUACAGAGCGUGUGCUGGGAAUGAUUUGGCAGUCAGAUACAGACGAAUUGCGGUUUUCAGCGACGUUUCGUACAGAAAUCGCUAAACUCAUCGAUGUUGAGGCCAGGCCAACGAAACGACAGAUCCUGAAAUGCAUCAUGACCCUGUUUGACCCGCUUGGGUUGCUGGCAUCCUUUUUGGUACAUGGCAAGAUUAUGAUGCAGGAUGUAUGGAGGGCGAAAAUUCAAUGGGAUGAACGCAUCAACGACCAAAUUUACGAACGUUGGAAGAGAUGGAUUUCUUUGUUUCACAAAAUUCGUGAGCUAAAAAUACCGCGCUGCUACUUUCAAAACUCUAACACAAGUACGUACUCAUCAACUCAGCUACAUAUUUUUGUUGACGCUAGUGAGGAUGCAUACUCUGCUGUAGCAUAUUUCCGUGUGGAGAUUCAGAAGGAAAUCUUUCAAUGCGCUUUAGUGGCAGCAAAAACAAAGGUUGCGCCUAUACAACACGUCACUAUCCCUAGGUUGGAGUUAAUGGCAGCAGUGUUGGGUGUACGAUUGGCGAAUUUCGUUGUAGCUGGACAUUCGAUAUCAAUCAGCAAAACAAUCUUCUGGUCCGACUCAAGAACCGUGCUGGCAUGGAUUAGUUCAGAACAUCGCCGCUAUCGACAAUUUGUCGCCUGUAGGGUUGGCGAGAUAUUGUUGUCAACAAAUGCAAACGAUUGGAGAUGGGUGCCGAGCAAACUUAAUGUAGCAGACGAAGCCACUAAAUGGGGUAAAGGUCCCUGUUUUGACCUUUUUAGUCGCUGGUACCAAGGACCUGAAUUUUUAUACCACGAUGAACAGUCGUGGCCGCAACCAGCUGAGCAAAACAUUACUACUGAGGAGGAACUACGUUCAUGCUACAUCCACCAAGAGGGCGCGAUACCACUAAUUCGUUUUGAUCGUUUCUCUAAUUGGAAUCGUUUGUUACGGGCGGUAGCUUAUGUGAGACGUUUCGUUAAUGCGUGCAGACAUCGUAUCCAGGGAAAUUUUUCCAGGAGAAUACUGACGCAGCCGGAACUGCUGAACGCUGAAGUCCUAUUAUGGAGAAUCGUGCAAAAGGACCAAUAUGCGGAGGAGAUUGCUAUCAUCAGGAAAAACGAAGAAUUGCCUGUCAAGAAACGAGUUCCACUAGAGAAAAACAGUGUUUUGCACAAACUGACUCCGAUCCUAGAUGCACAGGAUGUUCUUCGCGUUGAGGGCCGCAUAGGAUCUCUACAAACAGUUUCUGUUGAUAUGAAGUGUCCGAUCAUCCUUCCCAGACAUCAUCGAGUCACGUACCUGCUUGUCGAUAGCUAUCACCGCAAGUAUCUUCACGCCAACUCGGAGACUAUUGUUAACGAGUUGCGACAACGUUUUUACAUAUCAAGACUGCGCGUACUUGUGAAAACUAUUACUAACCGCUGUCAAAUAUGUAAAAUUAAGAAAGCAAGACCAUUUGUUCCGAGAAUGGCACCUCUACCUCCAGCGAGAUUAUCACCCUUUGUUCGCCCAUUUAGCUAUGUCGGGUUGGACUAUUUUGGCCCUAUUACCGUGAAGGUCGGUCGAUCGACAGCAAAAAGAUGGAUCGCGCUUUUUACGUGUCUCACAGUUCGCGCUGUACACGUAGAGGUUGCCUUCGACUUGUCUACGCACUGCUGCAUUUCUUCCAUUCGAAGGUUCGUCGCUCGACGGGGUGCCCCAAAGGAGAUUUACUCCGAUAACGGACGAAAUUUUGUAGGGGCUGAACGAAUUUUAAAACAGCAAAUCGCGAGCAUCUAUGAGAACGCGGCUAUUACCUUUACUAACGCUCAUACCAAAUGGGUGUUCAUACCGCCAUACGCCCCGAAUAUGGGAGGCUCCUGGGAGCGCUUAGUUCGGUCUAUUAAAAUUGCAAUGACUAACCUUCCACAGGAGCGUAAAAUGGACGAUGACGCAUUACAUACCGCAGUCGUGGAGGCAGAGGCGAUUGUUAACACACGGCCGUUGACUUAUUUGCCUCUAGAUUCGGCAGAACAGGAAGCGAUCACCCCAAACCAUUUUCUGCUGGGAUCUUCUACUGGCGUAACUCAGCCCACUGUUGACUUAGCAGAUGCCACUAAAGCAGUUCGGGGCACAUGGCACUUGAUCCAGUAUAAUCUUGACCACUUCUGGCGCCGUUGGAUUCGUGAAUAUUUACCCACGUUAACUAGAAGAACCAAGUGGUUUGGCGAUUCAAGGGCUGUGCAAAAGGGAGAUUUGGUCGUGGUAAUCGAUGAUACAAAGCGAAAUGGAUGGAUUCGAGGUAAGGUAUUGGAGGUCAUCCCAGGGAGAGAUGGCAGAAUAAGACAAGCAGUAGUUCAGACAUCUACUGGAGCAUUUCGGAGGCCUGUGUCCAAGCUGGCGAUUCUCGAGGUGAACCAGACAGAUAAAGAUGAGUCCAAUACCCAUCUUUACGGGGAGGGGACUGUUGGAACUGGCAGCCCUUCCUACACCACUACAGUGAAUGUAGUGGAAGUCAAUCGCAUCUGUCAACCUAGCAAUGCUACACGAGCGCCAGAAUAG